AAAUGACGCAUAAUUAUACUUAAAUGCUCUAUGAUGUGAACAAAUUUCCUUAAAAAAAUAAGGAAGCAGUCAAAGUCAAAUUAAUAAUUAAAUUAUACUCUACAAUUGGAUUUACUUUGAAAGUCCCGACACAUCAUUAUCACUGACUGUUACAGAUUUUAUCGAUAAAAUAUAGAUAACAUUCAAUUAGUUCCAAUUAAUAUUGCUGCUUAUUGUUUCAUUCACGUCCGAUGAAACAUCACAUUUAAAGAAUUUCUGCUCUUUGUUUUAAUAACAAUGGUGUAUCGUCCGCUAUUACUUGUAAUAGCAGUUUAUUGUGUAGUUUGUAAAACAGCGGCAGGCCAAUGUACCAUCGGGCAAAUGUGUGUGACGGAUCUGCAACAAAGCAACUGUCCGGCGGGGACAGUGUUAACACCUAACACCGCCGUAGGGAACUGCUGUCCUAGUUGCCAAGCGGUUCCUGGGACGGGACAAGGAAGCUGUGCACCUCCUUUUAAUUGUCUAAACGAUGGAAGUUAUGCACCAGUGCAGUGCAAAGGCGACAUGUUUAUUGGAAGAUGUUUCUGUACGGACAAGGAUGGGAACAGAAUAUUUGGACAAAUGUGGCGCGACCAAGCUAGUGAAAUGACCUGUGCAUGCAGCCGCAGACGAGCCGAGCUGGAGAGUGCGGGCAGACAGGACGUGACGCUCCACUGCACCUCAGCUGGAGACUUCGAGCCGCUGCAGUGUGACGACGGCCUGUGUUGGUGCGCUCAGCCCAAGACCGGACAACCCACCGGCCUGCCCGUCUUGGAACAGGACAUGUCCCUGCUGCCAUGUUAUAGUGAGGCAGCGUUGGGCGAACAAUAUUUAAGAAAAUGCGAAAGUUUGGUGUUUGCACUAGCCAAGAUACACAGGGAGCAAACCGAACACGGCACAUCCUUCCUCGGAAACCCUGUCACUUUCUGUGACUACGACGGAACCUAUGGACCUUAUCAGAUACUCAAUGGCAUAGCUUACUGCACGGAUCGUGAUGGAGAAAUUUUAGGUUCUUGGCAAAUUAUGUCGAGCGAAAUGGCCGGCAUGAAUUGCAAUUGCGCCCGCGACACUAUACUGUAUUUCCCUGAAAGAGGAGCGACAGUAACCGAAGUAUGUCUGGCAAACGGGAACUACCGGCCGAAUCAAAACGUGGGCGAUACCUUCUACUGUGUCGACAGAGACGGAUACCCUGUUGGAGAACUGGGAGCCGAGUGGCCAACAGACAACUGUGCCAGUCACGCCUGAAUAUAAAAACUGGGCGAGAGAUCGCAACCCUCCCCACUUUGAUAGGAUCAAACAUUGCUCAAAAUACACCAACUAAGCAAUUAAAGCUAUAAUAAACUGAAUUAAAUCAA
Molecule: messenger RNA, 1373 nt
Organism: Pectinophora gossypiella (pink bollworm)
Lineage: Eukaryota; Metazoa; Arthropoda; Insecta; Lepidoptera; Gelechiidae
Exons: 7
Coding region: 277-1263 (328 amino acids)
Biological process (GO): cell-matrix adhesion
Cellular component (GO): basement membrane
Source: RefSeq, a predicted model, not a curated record